Molecule: messenger RNA, 1184 nt
Organism: Ilyonectria robusta
Lineage: Eukaryota; Fungi; Ascomycota; Sordariomycetes; Hypocreales; Nectriaceae
Exons: 2
Coding region: 229-912 (227 amino acids)
Source: RefSeq, a predicted model, not a curated record
CUUUGUCGGCCAGGCAGACCUGGGCUUGUACUGACUGGGCUUGUACUGGACCUGGGCGGGCUGACUCGAGCGAGCGAGGACGGAUCCGCGGGCCUUACUUUGGGUCACUAACUGCCUCACGAUUGCACCAUGAUGGUGCUAUCCACCUUGGCAAGAGCCGUGUGAUAACAAGGGUUAAGGCGAAGACGAAGCUGGCCGGCUUUAGAAUCCGGGCAUUAUAGCCGGGCGAUGAUGGCACAGGAGAGUGUGCCAUGCGUACGUCACGCUCCGGCCACAUGCGGCGACCAAAGGCCAUCGCUCUCCGUGGGUGUGAGGAUACGGUACCGGCAUACUCUGGUAGCUUUUGUUAUUAGUCUCCGAGUUUCCGCUGGUUAUCAAGGCUGGCACAGCCCAGCCCAGCCGGGUCCGACUCAGGUCAGCUGGAACCCGAGCGGACGACGUCUGUUUUGCGAGGGACGGGACGUUCGAUUUCCUUUUCCCUCCUGCCCAUCACCUCCCUCUGCAUUUGACGCUGCCCGCUCGGUCAAGUUUCCGGCACCUUCACCUCAGAGCGACGUCUCUCGCUCGCCGACACUCGCUAUCGCGUGCCUCUGCGCUCUGGAGUUGAGACCCGAGUCCCCCGCCGUCCGUCACGCGACGACAUGCCGCACCCAUUGGUGGCCACAGGUACGUAACGGUGCGGUACAUAACGUUGAUCACCUCACAUGUCUGCUGCCCCUCAUUUUGGCUGUUUUGGGCGUCUCUGGCGCUGGGCAGUUUCGUCGCCGUCGGGGGUCCAGGUCAGUCGUCGUCGUCACCUCGAGGCCGUGUACAAGGUACACUCGCGCGUACUCGUACCCCGCGCCGCCGACGUCGACUGCCUGGCACUCAGCCCCCGUGGAACAGUGGGAUGCUUGCGAAUCACAGCCCUGACUGCCCUGAUCUGCCCUGUGCUUUUCCCGCCCCGUCCACUGUCUUGCGCUGCGCUGCUGCCUCUGCUAUUGCUUCUGCCUAUACCUCUCCUUGUACCUGUCUACCUGCAAGCUUGUCUGCCUGAAAUGGUCUGCUGCUGUGCCUGAGCUGAGCGGCUCACUGACUGAUCUCCUACCGCUCACCCGCACUGUUCAUCCACCACUCACCUGCUGCAACUCCCCACCUGCUUCUCUGGUGGCAAAUCCAACCGCCAGAGGACUACGCAAUCCAAU